AUGGCGCCCGCGAGGUCCCAUCAGGACGAAGGCUCGGACGCCCCGCAGUCUGGAACACUGUCCGCCUCCCCGACAGCAGCAGCCACCGUUGCUGGCGACAGCACGACAAACGGUAGACAUGGACGUGAGAAUGAGAAUGGAAAUGGAAAUGGAAAUGGAAAUGCAGAGGGACAGCGUGGUGCCGGUGCUGGCGCCGGUGACAUUGCCCAGGCCUACAAAGACCUGACCAGUCCUUGGCUUUCUCCAUCCGACCCUGUCGAUCGUUGUCAGAACAAGCCUGCCAAGCGAUGGUCACAAACCCCUGCCUCGCCAUGGGUUUUGUCAAUUUCGCCCUAUGACUGCUUCAGUCUGGGUCAGCAGAUUCGACUCAGUCGCAACAAGAGCUCGUCGACAUGGCGCAUAGCCUCGCUGCUACUUGAUUCAGCAUCGGCAUUAGCACUGGGUCCUCGGCGGUGUAAGGCGGAGGCCACUUGUGUGAGGCGGACCGCAUAUGUGAUGUGGCGCGUGCCACCAAUGCGCGAGGUCCCCGAUGUUCUAGACCAUGAAUCGCAUAUCUGGUCCAGAGCAUGUUCCUCUUCAAUAUCAGACGAAAGCCGCCAUUCCCCUCCCUGCGCACCGCCCUACGCGCUGGCCAUGGGGGCAGGAGCGCACCCUUGGCUUUCGGCGCCUUAUGUGCUUAUAUAUGAGAGCAAUGUCGCGUCCUGCACGAGUGUAGAGGCGGGCCGAGCAUCGUGCCCGGACCCCACGGUCUCGCCCUCGAUAGCCAAGCGGCUAUCUUUGGAGGGUGAACAGGCCGCCACGGCCCUCGAAGCCAACCUUGCAAAGCUGGAAAGCAGGCUCGACGAGCUGCUGGCCGGUUUCGAGACUGACGAGCUGCGGAAUGCCUCCUCGGGCGGCAAGGGUCCCGCUGAGAAGUGA
Messenger RNA from Verticillium dahliae VdLs.17, 918 nucleotides. RefSeq lists its product as uncharacterized. The record is from RefSeq and is a predicted model, not a curated record. The transcript is spliced from 5 exons. Bases 1 to 918 code for a protein of 305 amino acids. Lineage: Eukaryota; Fungi; Ascomycota; Sordariomycetes; Glomerellales; Plectosphaerellaceae.